Messenger RNA from Didymodactylos carnosus, 717 nucleotides. NCBI's taxonomy places the organism in Eukaryota, Metazoa, Rotifera, Eurotatoria, Philodinida, Philodinidae. The record is from the annotation of a GenBank genome assembly.
AUGACAAUCGAAUCAAAUAACAUAACUUGCUCAGAUCUUUAUGAAGACUAUAUUGAAAAGCACAAGACUGAUUUUUCUACAAAACUUCUUCAUUCACUCAAUGUACUUAACGAAUGUUUACAUCGUUAUGAUCCAUCUCAAAUUACAGUUGGUUUUAAUGGUGGCAAAGAUUGCACACUUGUAUUAAAUUUAUACUCAUAUGUUUUAAAACGCCGAUACUCAUCAUCUUCUUCUCCACCCAAACUUCGUGCUUUAUUCAUUCGAAAUCAUCAACAAUUUGAAGUUAUGGACUCAUUUAUUCAUGAUUGUGUUCAAAAGUAUAAUAUUGAUCUCAUCACAAUUGACGGACGGUUUAGAGAAGCUCUUUCUAAACUAAAAGUAAUUGAUCCACAAAUUCAAUGUGUUAUUAUGGGUUCAAGAAAAACUGAUCCCAAUUCAUCCACACUAAACGAUUUUUCACCAACAGAUUCCGAUUGGCCAUCCUAUAUGAGAUGUAAUCCAAUAUUACAUUAUACAUACAAGGAUGUAUGGACAUUUUUGAGACUUUUUCAAAUCAGUUAUUGUUCAAUAUACGAUGAAGGUUUUACAUCAUUGGGUAAUAAAGAUGUAACAGUCAAGAACAUUAAAUUGAAGUACCAAACAGAAAAUGGAGUAGAACAAUACAAGCCAGCCUAUAUGCUCGAUGAUGAAGUAAGUGAAAGAGAUGGAAGAAUUUAA